Messenger RNA from Aspergillus heteromorphus CBS 117.55, 2502 nucleotides. RefSeq names its product CeGAL family transcription factor. The transcript has 6 exons. Gene Ontology annotation, molecular function: zinc ion binding; DNA binding. The record is from RefSeq and is a predicted model, not a curated record. Bases 1 to 2502 code for a protein of 833 amino acids. Gene Ontology annotation, biological process: DNA-templated transcription. Lineage: Eukaryota; Fungi; Ascomycota; Eurotiomycetes; Eurotiales; Aspergillaceae.
AUGGAGGCUCCAGCAUGGGCAGAGCACCCUUCUCUGAGAAGAUCCUCGACUGAACCGAAUGGCUACAGCAAUGUGAAUAGCUCGGCUCCCCCCCUUUCAGCAACCGAAGCGGAUCGUAUUUUCCCGCACAGGAAGAUGGCAAUACCUCGACUGACCGACGGUAUGGAGUCGGCGUUUACCUCUCCAGGCCGGUUCCACCGUCGCCACUCGGGCUGCCGCAACUGCCGCGAAGCGGGUAUCAUUUGCUGCUAUACAGACGGUAAACGCGAGAAAUCCAAGAGACAACUGGCCGGCUUGGAGGCGAAGAUACAAGUCUACGACAAUAUUAUGAAGAAGUUGAGCAUUCGAUUUGGUAUGCCAGAGGACCAACUGAUGGCCUUUGCCUUAGCUGCGGAAGGGACUGCCAGUCAGGACUCACAACUUGAUAUGUGCACCCCUGAUUCCAAAGCCAGGACGCCCUCGAGUGCCUCCCAUUCUGAGUUGGCGUUAUUUGCCAACUCAUAUAACAACUCUGAUUACGUUGAGGAAGAUUUCAACAAAGACGAAAUCUCUCAGGCCACGGGUUUUAUCGGCCAAAGCUCAGAGAUAAGCUGGCUACAAACGCUAAGCAGAGAACUCGACUGCAAAUCAGAGCCCACCCCGCCAAGUGAGGUUAGGCUGCAGUUGCCCGAGAUUGAUAGAGGCUUGAUAUCCGCCCUGAAUUACUAUCUGGACGAUCAAGAAAUGUCCUGUCCCAACCAGCUUGAUGUUUUCAGUCUCCCGCCGAAAGACGUUGCUGCUAAGCUCUACAAGACUUACCUGGAGUGGGUGCAUCCCUCUUUUCCAAUCCUCGGUACCACGCCUUUUGGGUCACAGUUCCAGGCGUUUUUCAGCAACCCAUCGCUGCGGCCGGGUAACAAAUGGCUGGCGAUCCUCAACUUGGUGUUUGCGCUUGCUGCGAAGUACACGUAUAUCUCGGAGGCAGAUAUGAAACUCGACAGAAACGAUCAUUUUGCAUACUUCUCAAAGGCUAGAGUCUUAAGUAUGGACGACCGACUCUUUCAUCACACGGACCUGCAGCAGCUACAAGUUGAAGGAUUAGCUUCCCUUUACAUGUUAGCAUCUGGUCACGUAAAUCGGGCUUGGAAACUCUGUGGCAGUGCUAUUCGAGGGGCCUUGGGCCUUGGGCUGCAUCUGCGAAACAUGGGAGAGUUUGCGUCUGACGCAUCCAGGGAGAUCAGAUAUCGUGUCUGGUGGUCCCUGUACAUGAUUGAUCACCGGCUCACCAUGAUAACUGGACGGCCUUCCUGCAUAGAUGAUAACGUUUGCACGACACCUCUGCCAGUUCCGUUUGAUGAGUGUGAUUUCGGAACAGAUGAAGCGAUUCUCCAACUCCAGCACUCCCCCGGAUCAAGCCCCAGCCGGCUGGAGAAAGAUGCUAGCUUAGCUUCUGAUCUCCAUGCCAGAACUCCGACUGCUGCCCCAAAAGCCACGGAUACAAUGGCUUUCCCUUCAUGCGGAUCACUAUAUUUUCUUCAUCUGAUUAGGCUUACGCUCAUUGCCAAGAAGAUGACUACUAAGCUCUACAGCCCUACAUCGACGCCUUCCCCUUGGCUCAGCAUAGAGUUCGCAAUACACGGCCUCGUGACCGACAUUGAACGCUGGCACUUGGGGCUUCCUAAGGAUUACGACUUCACUUCUACGCAGUCGUCACAAGUCACCCAAAUCACAAGUCAUCAGCGGAUGAACCUUGCUCUCCUGUUCUACAGCACAAAAAUGAGUAUCACCCGUCCAUGUCUCCGCCAGCUAAGCACCAUCAAGCACGAUGAGAAGAUGCAUAACUAUUGCAAGAAAACAGCGGCUGACUGCGUGGAGGCGGCCUGCCAUAUGCUCAGGUUAUUUCCGGAGGAUUUGGCUGCAGCAACACUGUACAAAUACUCGCCGUGGUGGUGUAUAUUGCACUUUCUCAUGCAGGCAACGACCGUUCUCCUACUCGAGCUCGCCUUCAAUAUGGAGCACGCGCCGGAGAAAGCGUCCAUGAUCUACAAGGCGGCUGAAAAGUCACAAAAGUGGCUUCGUAUACUGGCCAAAUCCAACAUGGCAUCGGAGAAAGCUCGCCAUCUGUGCGACAUGUUGAAGCAUCGAAUCGAAAACCGUGCAAACAUGGGUAUGCAUAACAUCUCACACAUGGGUGCCACCCCUCAGAACUCACCAGAAGACGACGCCCACGUUCUCGCUGCAACUGGGGUAGUGGUAAAGCCACCUUCGCCUGACACUCCGCCCUCUAGAAUGUACAGCGAUAUGCUUCCCCUGCUGGACUCCACGGGCAUUAUCCAUGGUCCCCCACCCACAUAUCACCCGCAAAGUCCAGGCAGUUUCAGCUCUAUGGAAACAGACCCGGAGUCUGGUGUUCCCGGUGGUUAUGACAGCGGCCUUCCUUAUGAUCCGAGCACGGGGCAGAUCACGACGUCAUUUUUCCCCGGACUCGACCUGGACCUGGGUGACUUCCCGGGGGAGUUUUAG